Messenger RNA from Labrus bergylta (ballan wrasse), 2250 nucleotides. It is a transcript of the gene drd4b, whose product is annotated as dopamine receptor D4b. The record is from RefSeq and is a predicted model, not a curated record. Gene Ontology annotation, cellular component: plasma membrane. Gene Ontology annotation, molecular function: G protein-coupled receptor activity; dopamine neurotransmitter receptor activity, coupled via Gi/Go. Lineage: Eukaryota; Metazoa; Chordata; Actinopteri; Labriformes; Labridae. Gene Ontology annotation, biological process: negative regulation of adenylate cyclase activity; negative regulation of cytosolic calcium ion concentration; phospholipase C-activating dopamine receptor signaling pathway.
AUGUCGGAGAUCUCCGCUGACGCGCAGAACCGCAGUGUGCCUGCAGCUGCGCUCUCUCACAACUUCCCCGCGCUCAUAUUCGGGAUUUUACUGAUCGUGAUCGUGAUCUGUGGGAACGUGCUGGUGUGUAUCAGCGUGUAUAUGGAGAAAGCUUUAAAAACCACUACAAACUACUUCAUCGUCAGUUUGGCGUUCGCAGACCUGCUGCUGGCGGUGCUCGUCCUGCCGCUGUUCGUUUACGCGGAGUUUCAGGGUGGAGUUUGGUCCUUGAACAUGCUGCUGUGUGACGGUCUGAUGACCAUGGAUGUGAUGCUGUGCACGGCCUCCAUAUUCAACCUCUGUGCAAUCAGCGUGGACAGGUUCAUCGCUGUGUCCAUCCCUCUAAACUACAACCGUAGACACGUAGACCACCGACAGAUCGUCCUGCUGUCGGCGACCUGGCUGCUGUCUCUCGCUGUGGCCUCGCCUGUCGUCUUCGGGAUCAACAACGUCCCCGACCGUGACCCCACAGAGUGCAAACUGGAGGACAACAACUACGUGGUUUACUCUUCCGUCUGCUCCUUCUAUCCCUGCCCCAUCAUGCUCCUCCUUUACCUCGGGGUGUUGCGCGGUCUGCAGCGCUGGGAGGAGGCUCGGAAGCUCAAACUACGCAGCAGCAUCGAGGCCUGCAGGAAGCUGCAGCACGCAGCCAUCGCAACCGUCUUUCCCCCGCUGACGGGCACCAUCCCCGGGCCGCUGCCGAUGCCUCUGCCCCGGAUCAUCGAGAGGGACCUGGCUCAGUGUCGGCUGGACGACACAGACGACUUCAUGCAGCAGGAGAUCCCGUAUCCCCGACAGUACAGAGAGAACUCUGUUCCCACGUUGACGCUGAGCGAACAGCUGACCCGGCAGAAGAGAGCCAAGAUCAACAACCGAGAGAGGAAGGCCAUGAGGGUGCUUCCUGUCGUCGUGGGUUGCUUCCUGUUCUGCUGGACGCCGUUCUUCGUGGUUCACACGACUCGAGCCAUGUGUCUGACCUGCGACAUCCCGCACGGCCUGAUGAGCACCGUCACCUGGCUCGGCUACGUCAACAGCGCCCUCAACCCCAUCAUCUACACCAUGUUCAACACCGAGUUCAGGAAGUUCUUCAAGAGAUGUUUCCGCAGCUGCUGUUGACGCCGGUUCUCCCCGAGCGAGGUGUGAGGUCUCCCUCAGCUCGUCUCUGAGCUGCAGAGCGACGUCCUGCAGACUUAAAGACAACGUGUUUAAAGACACUCGGGCUGAUAAGGGCGGCAGACACUGUGGAUAUUCGAGGCUCUGUUUGGAGUUAACUGUGUGUCAGCGGGAGUUCCAGCACCAGUCGUCAGGUUUUCUGUGCAGAACGAGUGAUUUAAACAGAACCUGCAGGAUCCGCUCAGAACGAAAACCGUCUCAUGGAUGCAGAAAACUGACGGCGCUUCAACAGAGCGGAAAGUCGAGCGAGCUUCAGGAACAAACCGAUCUACAGAUCUACAAUCUUUCUGCUGUCAGUCAGACAAAAAGUGUGAUGAAUGAUCAAGUCUGUACGUAUGAAGCUACAGUAAGCAGCAAGUUAGCGUAGCUUAGCACAAUGACUGUGAACAGGUGGAAACAGCUACCCUGGUUCUGUCCUGAGGUGAUGAACAUGACUAAAUGGUGAAACCUGAUAUCUGCAGCUCCUCAGUAAGAAUGCAACGAUUUGUUGUCAAAAAUAAAUGGCUACUCGGUAAUCGCUGAUGAUUGGUUGUUUGAUGAUGUGUUUUCCCGUUACGUGACAUUUUCUGGAGCCUAAAUUGCAGAGGAGUGAGCCAUCUUGCAUCUCUGCUCAGAGUUACGUAUUUCAAACAGCGACAGGUAAAUUAAACAUUACAAAAUGACGGCAGCUGAUGCAACACCCUCGCUGGAGCAUUUCCUCCCUCAACACUGCAAAGGAAAGUGUCACACUUCCUGCUCCAGCGUCUCGACUGCAGUCAGAAAGCCGAGCGGAGACGUACUGGUCCUCCACCUGUCAGCGCUCACAUUCCUCCUCCAUCAUCUGUGAGAACAUUCGCACCGAGGAGUGAUCUGCCUUAAACAGAAUAACCUGAAAGAUCUCACGCUGAGUUCACGAGAUCCAUUUAAAAUCUUUUUAUCUUGUUAAGAAUGUAUUUUUUUGUUACGUUUUUUUAGACCUUUUUCUGUCCUCUCUGUGAUUUUAAACUUGAUGUCAGAACUUUGUGAACUCUCAGCACCAAUAAACCUUCAACAAGUUCA